Messenger RNA from Moneuplotes crassus, 1350 nucleotides. The record is from the annotation of a GenBank genome assembly. NCBI's taxonomy places the organism in Eukaryota, Ciliophora, Spirotrichea, Euplotida, Euplotidae.
AGAAACUACACUUGAUGCAACGGAUACAAGAAGUCAGUGAAGAAGCUAAAGUUAUGGAUGACCUUAGUGAUUACUCAGAUCAUAUCUUUGAUGCCUCUAGUUCUGACGAGGGGGAGAGUGAAGAUGAUAAUGAAAUCCUUUCCGAUAUGAACGCAGAGAAGUUAGAUAAACUCCCUGAAGAAGAAAUGGAUCUGAUCUAUCCUAAUAAUUUACAAGAUAUUAUUGUUGAAUUGGACCAUGAGAUUCCUCCUGUUCCUGACAAGCCUCAAGUUGUGCAAGAAAAUCCACCUCCAUUUCUUUACCCAAGGGAGACAGUUGGGUCUCGAGCUCCCAAAGCUAGCGAUGGUGGGGAUAAAAAGAAAGGAGGGGGAGCCAAGAAAGGAAAAUCAAAAAGCCCAAAGAAAGGUAAGAAAGGCAAGAAAGGCAAGAAAGAUAAAAAAGGAAAGAAGAAAGGUAAAGGAGGCGAUAAGCAAAAAGAUGGAGACGCUAUCCCAAAGCCUAGUAUUAAUAUAGAUUUUGAAGUUCCACUUCCAGCUCCAAAGCCUAUUUCAGAAUUGAUUAAAGCUGAAGAAAAUGAGAUUUAUAGUCAUGGGAUCCAUUUGAGCUUACUUGAAGACCAAUGAUAUACAGCGGUUAGACCAUGCUUGAUAAAAGAAGCUUUAAUGAUUCCUGAUUCCCCUACAGAUGUUAGAACUUUACUUGAGUCAAGUAAUCUGUAUAUGAUUAAAAGACAGUACAAAUAAAGCACUUGAUGCAUUACAGCAAGCCAAACAAGAAUGGCUGAGGAUUGAAGAAGCCACUAAUCUAAAAGCAGAACUUGAGAUAUACUUCAACAUUUCCAUAGGGCAGGUAUAUGAAGAGACUAAUAAUCUGAGAAUAGCCUUAAGGUAUUAUAUGAAAGCUAAAACAAUUGAGUUGACCUAUAAUCAUCCUGAUAAAGCUAUACCCUUCAGUUCUCUUGGAUGAGUCUUGCUAAUGUUAGAUCAACAUGAUGCUGCAACUCGAUGCUUCAUAAAAGCCAGAGAGAUAAGGGAAGAAAGAAUGGGAGGAGAUACUGUUGAUUGAGCUUCAACCUAUAACAACCUUGGGUGAUGCAUGAUGCUGCUUCAAAGGAACCAAGAGGCUAAUACUUACUUCGAGCUUUCUUAUGUAAUCUUAGAUACGAUUCUAGGAAGCAAUCAUGAAAGAACUUUGUGAGCCAAGAAUAAUUUAAAAAAGUCAAAGCAUAAAUUCCUUGACGUUAAACCAACUUAUCCAAGAUUAUGGUAUGCAGCAGUGCCAGAUCCGCUAGCAAUUCUCAAGGGCAAAAAGAAAAAGAAGGGAAAGAAAGGCAAAAAGAAGAAAAAGUAG